AACUUCCUAACUAAUAAAUUUGACCAACUUAUUUUAUAAGAAAGAUAUCUCAAAAUGAUCAUAAAAGUCCUCAAAGAUAAUUAAGCAAUAAAAUAAAUCUAGGCUUAUAAAACUGUAAGUUAGUAUAUAUAUGCAUGUAUCUAACCUCUUUGUAAAAUCCAAAAGUUAAGAAGGUGUGUGAAGAUACAUACUACGUUCUAUCAUAUUGACAAAACAACAAUAUAUAUCUUAUUAAUUGUCUCUGUUCUCUUAUUCACGCAGGGAGGAGGAAGAAAGAUGGUGUCUUGUGGGAGCUUUGCUCAGGUGUCCUCGAGUGACGACGAAGAGGACUCCCUAGCGAAGACGAGGUCUCAGGGACAGAACUCAAGGAGACCUGAGGAAACAAUGGAGGGAAAUAUGAGGAAGCGUGAGAAGGUGAGCCUCAACGAAGAGUCUGAUGGGGAAGAGGAGGAGACAGAGAGGAAGAGAAAGAAAGAUGACGAAGAAACGCCGCCAAAGGAAUUGGAGCCCGAUGACGCGAAACCGGUUGGUGAGCCGGUUAAAGUUACGGGUAGAGGAACCCAUUACGGGCAGUUCGAAUACGGCGGUAACAGAUACGAGCUGGAGGAUUCGGUGCUGUUGCAUCCAGAAGACACUAGUCUUGAGCCUUUUGUUGCCAUUAUCAAGGAUAUUACCAAAAAACAAGAUGGAAGGAUGAUGAUUCUGGGACAAUGGUUUUAUCGUCAAGAAGAUGCAAAGAAAAGGGGUGGGGGAAACUGGGUAGUAAAGGAUACACAUGAACUUUUCUACAGUUUCCAUCGUGAUGAGGUCCCAGCAGAAUCAGUGAUUGAAAGAUGCGUGGUGAAUUUUGUUCCAGCUCAUAAGCAACUUCCGAGAGGCAGAGGUUUUAUUGUGCGAGAGGUGUAUGAAACGGUUGGUAAGAAGCUGUGGAAGUUGACUGAUAAGGAUUAUGAAGUUGCAAAACAACGUGAAAUUGACCUCUUUGUGGACAAGUCAUUGGCGCGAUUGGGUGAUCUUCCUGACCUCUAAUCUAAACUGUUUCAUUAUAUAUGGUUUUGUGGAGAGUUAAGCCAACCGUAAACCAAUUAAAACUUUAAAAGUAUAAUAGUCUUUGUUUAAUAAUGCAAAAGCUGUAUGUUGCUGGACCCCAAUAUAUUAAUAAUCUUGGUAAUGGUCUUCUGUCCAUGCAUCCAACUAACAAAAGCUUAAAACUCAAAUUUCUUGUGAGUAUUGUUGUGUAGUGUUUAUUUUGUAUGACAGAAAAAUACUAGAAUUACUGCACGGGUGGUUCUGCUAUCUUAUCUAUCUGAUGUUUUAAAAAUUAUGCCUUAAAGGAUCGAUUUCUCUCCAUCGAAUCAGUUUUAUUUUGUUUGAGAGGGUCCCUUGGCCAUAAUUUCUUAGGGUCGGUCUAGAAGGCAAACAAACCACAAGAUCAAUUAGGGCAUACAUCACGAGGGAACAUAUUUUCAUCUGAACUGUCAUAUUAAUUUUUUAAUAGUAACUGAAAACUUAGAGUUUUAACUCUUUAAUUACACUGCAAGUGCACAUCAAAUGAGAGUAGUAUAGAAGGAAGAAAAUCCACGAAGAGCAAAGAUUUGACAAUAAGUCUGUGAUAAUAAAGUCAAGCUAGGGCAAAAAAGGGAUUUUGGUUUUCCUUAAAUUAAGCAAAAAAUAAUUAUGCGGAAAUAAACAAUGAAAUAAAAGCGUCAUGCAUUAAGAAAAUCACAUGAAAUCAGAUUAUGAAUAUAAACAAUUUAUCAAAAAAUCAACUAAGCACCAUCCUGGAAUUCAAAAUACAAGUGUAUAAACUUUCCAAUACCGUGGCUCCAGUUACGUACUAUGUCUAAGAACUAGGUAAGAACAUAGAGAACUAAUUCUCGUUCAACCUAAAAAAUUAAACAUGCAUUAAGUUUGAGUUUCGAUAGGUCACAAAACGUAAUAACAUCAACCCAUAUUGGCUAAAGACACCUACCUUGCUCACAUAAAAUAUUUUAAAGCAAUCAAAUCAACUCCCACUGCAUUCAAUUAACCUGAGAUCAUGAACUAGGCAAUCAAUCAGACUCAAACAUUAAGAACAAUCCAAGUGAAGAACUGUAAUAGAUAUUCCCUAAUCCAACAAUCCUAAAAUUCAUUAUCUUCAAUUCUUUUGAAACCCUAAAAUCUAACUAUGAUGCUACUCAACAUAACCAAAUAACACAAGAUCAAUGAUAGAAUCUGCUUAAUUAGAAUAAAGAGACAAAAACAACGGUUCAAAAAUAUUUUCUCGUCACUUCACAACUUUAAAACCUAAAAGUAUAGACCUAAUUAAAAACAACUCAAAUAAUAGAUAUAGGUCAAGAAUACGCCUUGGUCGAAUUUUAGGCACAAUCAAAUCAAAAAUAAGAAAAUCUAGAAUUUUAUUUUUCUUGUAUUAAAUUGACAAAAACACCAGUUUUCAGUACUACGAGCAUAACUUUUGAUCUAACCAAUGGAUCGACCUUACCCCGAUAGUAUUGGAAAGAGAAGUCAUUUCUCUAUCUUGUGUCCAAACUAAGCUCAACCUCAUUGUGGAAAAUCUUCCAUAUGUUGCUAAAUUUCAGACAUAUCUGCAUAGUUCUACAUCUUUUAUUUCUUUCUUGUAUCCAGUUCAUAACUCUUUUGUUCUAAGUAGACUUACCUGUAUGACCACCAAAUAACACCAAAAUACUUGAAAACACGUACUUAACUUAACAAAAUACUCAAAAUAUAGGAUAGAGGUAGAUUAAACACUGAUAUGUUAUGUAUGUGUAAACAUAGUUUAUAAUUUGGGUUUUCUGCAAAAAAAAAUCAUGUUAAAAAACUCUCGAACAGGAUUUUGUUUUUUGCGUAUUAAACUGCGAACUUAAAACCCACGGGG
Brassica napus (rape) is the source of this 2875-nucleotide messenger RNA. RefSeq lists its product as uncharacterized. Gene Ontology annotation, molecular function: chromatin binding. The record is from RefSeq and is a predicted model, not a curated record. Bases 277 to 1029 code for a protein of 250 amino acids. The transcript is spliced from 3 exons. NCBI's taxonomy places the organism in Eukaryota, Viridiplantae, Streptophyta, Magnoliopsida, Brassicales, Brassicaceae.